Messenger RNA from Cheilinus undulatus (humphead wrasse), 9804 nucleotides. RefSeq names its product IQ motif and Sec7 domain ArfGEF 1b (gene iqsec1b). Bases 369 to 4130 code for a protein of 1253 amino acids. Gene Ontology annotation, biological process: actin cytoskeleton organization; regulation of ARF protein signal transduction. The transcript is spliced from 16 exons. NCBI's taxonomy places the organism in Eukaryota, Metazoa, Chordata, Actinopteri, Labriformes, Labridae. The record is from RefSeq and is a predicted model, not a curated record. Gene Ontology annotation, molecular function: guanyl-nucleotide exchange factor activity; protein binding.
ACACGCACAGACAAACCUCGGCGUGUCUUUAUUGCAAGAUUCGCAGCUCACGUUUCGAGCGAAACAGCGGAGCGCGCAGCCUGAGCGCUGAACCUCCAGCCAGCCCUGAAAGAGUUAAACGCUCUUCCCAUGAACGGAGCGGCUGGCUGGAGGUUAGUUCGGCUGUUGCGGUACAGAGCUCGUGGACGCGGCGGCGGCGUACAGCAGCGCACAGAACCCGGACAACUUCUCUGCAAAGCUGUCACUUCUAGCAGCCAUGUCGGAGCGAAGGUGGAUCUCUGGAUUUGACAGUCUUACUACUCCUGAGCGCGCGCGUGUGUGAGAGAGGGCUGCUUUUUAUCUCCUCUGGUUGUGUGGAUAUCGCCUCCAUGGACGGACAACGGGGCUUUUACGAGAUGGAGAACCCGGCUGAGAACCCCAGCAAGGCGGCGGAGUAUCUAAAGGAGCUGAAUAAAAUAAUCGAGACCCAACAGGGGCUGCUGGAGAAGCAGAGGGUCCGGAUUGACGAGCUGGAGCUCCAGGUGACGGAUCUUUGCAAGGAAAACGCCUGCCUCAAAGAUCAGCACCAACGGCACCUGGCCACCUGCAGACUCCAGCAGGGCAGCCUCCCCACCCUGGGAGCCAUCAAGGAGAAUAUGAUGCAGGAAAAGCGCCACGCCUCAUUGCCAAUAGAAGUCUCAGAGAUCCCUCUAAACCUUAUUGCCCCUGCAUGUAGAAGAAGUUACCCCUGUCGAAAAUGGAAGUCUGCAUCUUUUGGACCGGACACAGAGGAUCCCAGCCCCGCCAUGACUCACAGACGACACCAUCACUUUGUGGAAGGUGAUGCUCCAGGCAGCGAGGUGGGCGCCUCUGUGGAUCCCAGCGGCGGCUACAGUUGUGUCCCAGUGACCCACAGUGGCGGGCUCGGCCCCGACCACUUAGACAGCCAGCUCUACGGACACAUCUUCCUGCCGGGACACCAGCGGCCCCGCAGGCCCAAGCUCCAGCACUCCCAGUCCAUCCUUCGCAAGCAGGCAGAGGAGGAGGCCAUCAAACGCUCCCGUUCGCUGUCUGAGAGCUAUGAGCUCUCAUCAGACCUACAGGACAAGCAGGUGGAGAUGCUAGAGCGUAAAUAUGGUGGGCGUUUCAUAACCCGGCAUGCAGCCCGCACCAUCCAGACAGCCUUCCGCCAGUACCAGAUGAACAAGAACUUUGAGCGUCUUAGAAGUUCUAUGUCUGAGAACCGUAUGUCCAGACGGAUCGUCCUAUCCAAUAUGAGAAUGCAGUUUUCCUUCGAAGGACCUGAAAAAGUCCAUAGCUCCUACUUCGAGGGAAAGCAGGUCUCUCUAACAGAUGACGGCACCAAGAUCGGUGCACUAGUGCAGUCAGAGCAUGGUGGGGAGAUGGGCAUGCAGGCCAAGACGCCCACAUCACAGAGCGACUUUACAGACGCCAUCACUGAACUAGAAGACGCCUUCUCAAGGCAGGUCAAAUCUCUAGCUGAGUCCAUAGACGAUGCUCUGAACUGUCGAAGUCUGCAUGGGGAUGAAAACCAGCUGGAGCAAGGGAGAGGCCACCAGGACAUGGAAAGGGAGGUAAGCUGCCAAGUGAAGCCUUCCCACAGCGUUUCAGAUCAUCGCAAACUAGAUGAGAUGACGGCGUCUUACAGCGAUGUCACCCUGUACAUCGAUGAAGAAGAACUGUCCCCACCUCUGCCUCAGUCUCAAUCGGUGGACCGGCCAUCCAGCACAGAAUCAGACUUACGUCAGCGCUCCCUCAACUCCUCCCAGGACUACUGGUCUCUGGCUCAUAAGGAUGAGAAAGGGGACACCGACACCAGCUGCCGCAGUACACCCUCACUGGAGUGCCAAGAGCAGCGUUUACGGGUGGACCAUCUCCCCCUUCUCACCAUUGAGCCUCCGAGUGACAGCUCAGUGGAGCUGAGUGAUCGUUCAGACCGCAGCUCUUUGAAGAGACAGAACGCCUACGAGCGCAGCCUCAGCAACCAGCAGAGCAGCCCCAAACACAUCAGCCACGGCCUACCACCCAGAGGACCCUCCAGGGAGGAGGAUGCAAGCCGCCAUAGACCACGGCAACUAGAGGCCCAUCUGGCCAUCAACGGCACCGCAAACAGGCAAAGCAAGUCAGAGUCCGAUUUCUCUGACGGAGACAACGACAGCAUCAACAGCACAUCCAACUCCAAUGAUACCAUCAACUGCAGCUCUGAGUCCUCAUCCAGAGACAGUCUGAGGGAGCAGACUCUCAGCAAGCAGACGUACCACAAAGAGACCCGCAACAGCUGGGACUCACCUGCAUUCAGCAAUGACAUCAUCCGAAAGAGGCACUACCGCAUUGGACUCAACCUCUUUAACAAGAAACCAGAAAAGGGCAUCCAGUAUCUGAUAGAGAGAAACUUUGUUCCAGAUACUCCAGUGGGUGUGGCCCACUUCCUGCUUCAGAGGAAAGGCUUGAGUAGGCAGAUGAUUGGAGAGUUCCUGGGUAACAGACAGAAACAGUUUAACCGGGAUGUCCUAGACUGUGUUGUCGAUGAAAUGGACUUUUCGAGUAUGGAGCUGGACGAAGCACUCAGGAAGUUUCAAGCACACAUCAGAGUUCAGGGAGAAGCUCAGAAGGUUGAACGGCUCAUUGAGGCUUACAGCCAACGGUACUGCAUCUGCAACCCUGGUGUGGUGCGACAGUUCAGGAACCCUGACACCAUCUUCAUCCUGGCCUUCGCCAUUAUCCUCCUCAACACGGACAUGUACAGCCCCAACGUCAAGCCUGAGAGGAAGAUGAAGUUGGAGGACUUUGUUAAAAACCUUCGAGGGGUGGAUGAUGGGGAAGACAUCCCCCGAGAGAUGUUGGUAGGGAUAUAUGAGAGGAUUCGCAAGCGGGAGCUCAAGACUAAUGAAGACCAUGUGUCCCAGGUUCAGAAAGUGGAAAAACUCAUUGUUGGAAAAAAGCCGAUCGGCUCGUUACACCAUGGUCUGGGCUGUGUGUUGUCCCUUCCACAUCGAAGACUCGUAUGUUACUGCAGACUCUUUGAAGUGCCCGACCCCAACAAACCACAGAAGUUGGGCCUGCACCAAAGAGAGAUCUUCCUCUUUAACGACCUGCUAGUGGUUACUAAAAUUUUCCAAAAGAAGAAGAACUCUGUGACGUACAGCUUUCGUCAGUCCUUCUCUCUCUAUGGAAUGCAAGUGCUGCUUUUUGAAAAUCAGUAUUAUCCAAACGGAGUCCGCCUGACCUCAGCCAUUCCUGGAGCUGACAUCAAAGUCCUCAUUAACUUCAAUGCACCCAAUCCUCAGGAUCGCAAAAAGUUCACAGACGAUUUGCGAGAAUCCAUCGCUGAAGUCCAAGAGAUGGAGAAGUACAGGAUAGAAUCUGAGCUGGAAAAACAGAAGGGAGUGGUGAGACCCAGCAUGUCCCAGUGUUCAGGGUUGAAGAAGGAUACAGGUAAUGGCAACCUGAGCCGAGGCAGCCUUGAUGACAGCUACGCCAUUGGUGAAGGCUUGAAGAGAAGCGCCCUCAGCAGCUCCCUACGUGACCUCUCAGAUGCAGGCAAGCGUGGGAGACGCAGCAGUGCAGGAUCACUAGACAGCAAUAUGGAAGGGUCCAUCAUUAGCAGUCCUCACAUGCGGCGGAGAACCCCCUCCAGCCGAGACUGCCCAUCCCGCCACAGCGGCCAGUCCCUGCCCAACUCCUCCUCUCUUCUCGGAUCUUUGUUUGGCACCAGACGGGUGAAGUCCCCCAGCCCCACCCCACAGCCCAUUCACCCCACCCUCAUCUCCCACACCCCUCACCCUUCCAACUUGCACCACACAGCCCGGGUGGAGACAGACACGCCGGUCCCCAUGCACCCUCAUCACGCCCAAUUCUGCCACAUCCCCCAGAACCCCCCGCCUUACCACCACCACCACCACUACCACCCACCGGCCCACCUGCAGCACCCUCCGCACCAGUACCACCCGCCUCCGUCUCACGUCCAGCAGACACCCUACCCACCUCAUGCGCAGCACGGCCACAGCGGCCACCCGGCACACUCCUCCCACGCUGCUCACGGUGCCCACCACCACGGCCCACCGCCGGCACCCUCCCAGGCACCCAGCAGCGCCAAGCCCAAGCACAGCGGCAUCAGUACGGUGGUCUGAGACACACAGGAGCUCUCUUUUUUGCUCUCUGACUGAACUUUGAUUUUACCCUGAGGCUCUCGGCUGAUGAGAGAAGCGCACUGUGCGUUGCAGGGCUGGGUUUGUGAAGCCACACGAGAUCCUGUGCCUCCUAAAGCAUAUUUUCUUUAACAGGGGCAGAGCAUUCAGUAGAGACGCUUUCCUUUUCUAGUCGCUCCUUUUAUUUAAUUUCAUGUCAUGUCUGCCUUCUUAAGAGCAACAGACACCAACAUAAGAGCAUGCACAAAGACCACAACUACUGUUUCUCCUAAACAAAUUAAAGGAAUAUGAUCAAAUAUCUUGCUUACAAGUAUUUUACAGAAGAAGUAACUAUUAAUCUUGACUUUAAUGUCUACAAAGUGAAUUUAUCUAGUGCAAGGGUAGUUUGGCUGGACAGACAGAUAGACAGACAGUCCAACUCAGCAGUAGCUGUACGAGUAUUUAAUGUAGCGGUAGCUCACAGUGCACUGUGAUAUCUCUGUUAGCAGUGAUAAAUGUGCCAAUUUACUAAUUUAGUCACAAAAAUGCUUUAUGUAUAUUGUGCAUAGUAUUUUGUAAAGAUUAUAUCAACAGUUAUUACUAUAAUUAUUAUUACUACAGAACAAAUGACAUCAAUUAAAACUCUCAGUAUUAUACUCGCACAUAGGGGGCGUAGUUUCACCAUUAAGAAAACAAUCAAAGCUUUUACUUGUUAGUUAAUUCAGUAAGCUGGAGCACACCUGUAUAUGGUUGCCUUGAGUUAGAGCUCUGUUAUGAAGUUAAACAGCCGCCCCGAUACAGUCUCAUCCAGUGACUGCUCUCAGAGGGACAAAGGAAAUCACAACAAGCUGCUGAACUAACAGAUUUAUCUAACUGCCCACCCUUCAGUACUGGCUGCUUGUCUGCCCUCGUUUUAUUUUUUUAACUAUUUUUUUAAAGUCCGAUAAAAAUAGGAAAUGCUCUAUAUGUUUUUACAGCAACCUGGAGGGAAUCUUGAAUUCUGCAGAAGGAGGAGGAGGUUUUAUUUUGUGUAGCAGGGAAACAGCAACAUGACUGUAACAGUGUGUCUCCUGAGGUGGAAGCUCUCAGCUGGCUGAGUGUGCCCUCUGUGUCCCUCUUUGGUUUUACUGUGCGAGCAGCAAGUAUGCGAUGCAGCGCUGUUUACUCCCUCCAUUAGACUUUUCCCUCUGAGCCACAUGGACACAAUACUUCAAAAAUCAAUAAUUAUCAUUCUGUGAUGGUGAUAGAACUCUUAAGCCUCACUCACCACAAAUGGCGGUUUUAUAUCAAUCAUCUUUCUGACAUAUUUACGGGCUGGCUUGUUAUACCUCUGGGCCAUCCUGAUUACAGUAUCUGAUGUGUGCACAGCGGAGGCAGGGGGCUGCUGUGCUGGGACGUAUUUUUUAUUGAGAGUGGUAGGUGCAGCACAUGUUCUUUUUAGUUAAUAUCAAUGGCAGAAGUUAGUCUGUAUGUGCUUCAGACUAUGAGAUUGAUUUUUUUUAAAACUUGUAUGUGCAAUAUGUAUUUACUUUUUUGUCAAAGAACAAUUGCAAUCUGCAGUUUUUCUGUUUGCUAGUUCAGUUAGUUUUAUGUUAUUCCCCUGUUGUCCUUUGUCAUUUCUUCCUCAAUGUUUCAGUAAAUUGCAAGUAUCCACAUGGAUUUGGAGGGACUGCACCUUUCAAAUUGAUAAAGAAUGUUCAAGAAAAUACUAGCAUGUAACAAUGUAUUUGAGGCUUUUCUAACUAUUGUGUAUCCCGAAACUAUAUCAGUGUUCACGUUGAUAUUUGUUGAGAAUGAUUUGUAAAAAACAAAAAAAAAACAAAGUUUCAUAUUCUGACUCAAAAACAGGGCAUCAAUUGUUGAAUCUGGAAGUAGUCACAUCAGUGAGAUGAAUUUUAGAGCAGGCAUAAUGACAGCUGCACUCUAUCAUUUAGAAAUCAGAGUGCUAAUAGACAGGCAGCUAUGUGUGUAAUAAUGGAACUCUUUGACAGCUAUGUUUAUCACCUCUCCCUGUCGAUGGCCCCUACCUUACUGUCUGCAAGUGAGCGUCAACUCAAUCUAUAUUUAGUUUUCCUAAAGGGAAAAAUCUUCAGUUGGAUAAGGCACCCUUUAUAAAUAGUUUGAAGGUUUUAAUGAAAAUAAUUCACUUAAUCAGUAGAGUUGAUGAAGUGUAGUUGAAUUAAUAUUUGUCUGCUCACCAGUAUUCCUUAAAUGUAUAGAUAAGGACACAUUUUUGGUUAACUUAACUAAUGUGUAAUAUUCCAUCCCUUAUCUGCACUGUUUUUCCCAUUUGUGGUUAGGGGGUCCCAUCCUGGACUGUUCAUUCACACUCACACCUGUAGUCAGGUUAGAGUUGUCGGUUAACCUAACAAGCAUAUCUUCAGACCAUGGGAACCCACACGCGCUGUUGGAGAACAUGCACAUCCCACACAGAAAGGCCCUGUACAAACCAAAACAGUCUGGCUGUAGACCAUACAUCUCUGAUGGCCACUCUCACAGACCGUUCAUUUGAGAAUAUCAUAAUGUAAAUACAUGCUAAAACUUUCGAGAUAAGAUUGGAUUUAACUGAUGUUCAGGGUAAGGGUUAAGGUGACAGGAUACCAAAAGUUAAAAGUUAAAAUGCUAACCUGAAAAAACUAGUGUCAAACCAUUGAAUAAAGCCUAGUAAACAGUCUGCUUACAGGAAAAAGCCUCUAAUGUAGCAAGAGUAGCUAUGUAGCCUCGUUGGCUGUGAAAGCUCAUAGAUAAUGGAGCUAAGUCACUAACCUAGUUACAUCGCUAACAUAUCUACUUGGCUAACACAGCUCCAUUGCUAACAUAGCUAAUGUAGCUAAAUCUAGGCUGACAAAGCAGCUAGUUAAGCUACAUAUCUUUUUUAUCUACAUAGCUAAGUUAGCUUCACCUAUGUUUGCUAAACCUCGCCUUGCUAAAGCUAACUUUGCCACAUGCUUUGCUAGGCUUGCGUAGUAGCAUUAAUUACAUAGCCAGCAUAGCUAUGUUAGCUUUAGCUUAGGCUAACUUAGCUACGUAUCUUUUUUAUCAAUGUAGCUAAGUUAUAUUUAGCUAUGUUUGCUAAAGCGCACUUACCUGCAUAGGCUAAUGCAGUAACUUAUACUGGCUACAUGUUGCCAGUGAAGCUAUGUUAGCUUACUCUAAAGAUAGCUUAGCUACAUGUCUUUGUUAUCUAUGCAGCUAAGUUAGCUUUAGGUACAUUUGCUAAAGCUUACUAAUGGUACAAAUGCUUAUGUAGUAAUAUUAAUUAUGUAGCCAGCCUAGCUAUGUUAACUUAACCUAAAGCAAACUAAGCCAAAGUGAGCCACUGUUGGUGUAACUACUUCUAAAACGUGUCUAAACUAAAUCAAAUCCUGGAUUAGACAUCUGACCCGUUUCUCUGUUUGAUUUAAAUGUUAAAUUAAAUGUUUAGUCUGUAAUGUUUGUGGCUUAUUUCCCUGAUGUAACUAUCAGACUUUGUUUAUAAAUAAAGUUAAAUUUCUAAAAUAUAUAUAUUGAAUUGGAAAUACAUUGUGCUUGCGAGUUAUGGCAGUUUUGGUUCUGAAUAUAUGGUGUCUCAGAUGAACUGUCUGUGAGAGGGGUCAUCAGAUAUGAACAAUCUGCAGUCAGACCCCAUGAAACCCUCUUAAUGUGAUGCACCAGUGCUAACUACUUGGUCCUAAACAUGAAUAUAGGGCUGUUGUUAUAAAAAGAAUUAAUAGUGCAUUGAUUAAGGUCCUUAGUUACAGCAUUAUUUUUAUUAAUUGCAUUAAUUGUAUGCUUUAUUGUUCCUUUCAGCACACUUUGGUUAAGCCGCUGUAAAACCUCUGCAGCCACAGUGAUGUAAAAUAAGCGUACCACUGCGCCUUAAUGUCUCAUUUUUCACAAACAAUUGAGUGGACAAGACAGAAGUCAUCUACAACUUGUGUUAUCAAACAUUACACUUUUUAUUGUUCCUUUAUUUCAUUUUCAAUCCAUAACAAGUUCCUUUUUCCAUGGCUAUAUGCAGGGCUUGAUAUUUGCACUGGCCAACUAGCCAAAUGCACGUGGAUUUCAGCUGUGGCAGGUACCAGAUUGACUUCGACUAGCCACUUUGGCCAGUGGAAUUUAUCAGUGUAACAACCUCAGCAUUCUCUGGUGGAUAUUUGUCUGAAUGAGAAUUAGAUGAAGCCAGCUGCAUUUCUGAUUUUUUGAAUAAAGUUGAUGAAAAGUCAAUGUUUUAAUAUUACUGUAAACUUAGUAUCCAUUAAAGAAGGAAAUGGAGCAUGUGUUUCAACUCAUACCGGACAUACCCAAUUUGGCAUGUAACACAUAGUUUCCAAUCAGCACAAUUGUGGCCAGUGGAAAUGCUCAGUGGCUAGAAACAAAUAGCCACAGAGCAAAAAAAUAAUGUCAAGCUCUGGCUAUAUGUGUUAUAUAUAAGCUAAGAUCAACCCACAUUUCCUAAUAUGUUUUUCAAAAUAAAAGCCAUUCGUUAUCCAAACAGGAAGUCAAGCUUAAAAGGGAACUGAAACCUGGUAAACCUUAUGUUGUUCAUAAAUAUACUUUAUUAGUCAUGUUGAAAGUACAGUAUAGUCAUUACCAACAACUCUUCAAAUGCAUCAAACCAUUUAUAAAGUGUGCCCUAUUAAACAGUGGGACUGUUUUAGAAAUAUCUCAGUUUUAAAGCAUUUAAACCCUGCAUUUUUUAGGUUCUAUGGAGUCUGACAAGUGCCAAUAUUGCAUAGUGAUUACAUUAUAAAUCAGUGUAAACCAAGUUGAUUGGGGACCAAAUUUAUCUGACCCACUUCAAAACCACAGUUGACCACUCACACCAGCCAAGAAGAAAGAAAGAUUUAGACAAAACUGAUGCUUCUUCAAAAUGCUUCAGAGUGUUGUCAUUCACAGAUGACCGACGUUUUGUAAAACCUUUCCAGAUUCCGUGUGAGGUUCUUGUUGCAUGCCAUUAAUGCCUACUGUUUCUUCUUUUUUUAAUGUCUCUUCUUUUGUUUUUGUCUUUUUUAUGUCGUUCUGUUGGGCAGCAGGCUUAACUGGACCCUCUACUUUCAAUGUAGCUCUGUUUUUCUCUGACUGAUGCUUGUUUACAUUUAGAUGAUUUCUGGCCUACUAGUAUUUUUCAUUUAAAGUUAUCCUCUGGCAUGCAUUUCACCUUUAUUUCAGCUGUACAGUAUAAAGACAUAGCAGUGUACUGCUGAGUGUAAAUAGAAACUCCAUCUGGGGGAAAUCUAAUGUAACUAAAAGAAGAGGGUUUGAAAGGGAAGAAUCAUUUCAAGGGUGGGUCAGUAGUUAAGAAUGAGGAAACAUGUAAAUAGUCUGUAAAUUAUUAUUAUUAUAAUUAUUAUUAUUAAUACUCAAUGUCUGCAGUUACAUUGAAGCUGCAUUCCUGCUCCCUCUGAUAUUUACAUAAUCAUCGACUGCUUCUCUCUGCCUCCAACAGGACUGAAUUAUCAUAGGAUCUAGAGAUGAACAGCUAACUGUUACACAGUCAACUCCACUUCUGACAAAUUUCCUGAGAAUCGCCUGUUCUGUCACUCUCACAGCCCACUUUUGAAGUCAAAGAGGGGGAGGAGUGCUCUUAUUUUGUUAUGCAUUCUGUUUCUAAGUAGACAAAACCCCAUUGAUGUAAAACUAGUACUGUGACGAUGUUGAGAACGCAAAAUAAAGCGAUAUAUACUGUUAAACCUGA